Messenger RNA from Iphiclides podalirius (scarce swallowtail), 1815 nucleotides. The record is from the annotation of a GenBank genome assembly. Lineage: Eukaryota; Metazoa; Arthropoda; Insecta; Lepidoptera; Papilionidae.
AUGGACGAUGAAUGGGAUGAUUCUUCUGAAAUUGUUGUGCAACCUCCGGCUGUUAAUAACAUUUACUAUGAAGAAAGUGUUGAUGAGGGACAUAGCCUCUCAAGAGGCAGAGGUUUUCCUAGUUUCAAUGAGGAUGAUUGUAGCAAGGAUAUGGGAAAUGGAUUUGGUGAGAGACGAGGGCGAGGCGGAGGCAGAGGUCGAGGUGGACGCGGUGGUCGUGGUGGGAACAGAGAGCACAGAAAUUAUGAGACAAAUGGAGAUAAUGACGAUGAAAACAGAGGUGACAGAGGUGAACGUGGCAGGGGAAGAGGAAGGGGCCGGGGAGGUGGAGGAGGUAGAGGUGGACGGAGCAAUGAUGGUGGACGGAACAAUGAUGGUGACAACAAUGAAGCUGGUGAUGAUGAUGCAAAGAAACCACCAGUCACCUAUGUGCCUCCAGAACCCACCGAAAAUGAGCAAGAGAUCUUUAGCAGCACCAUCAGUUCAGGAAUUAAUUUUGAUAAAUUUGACCGCAUUGCAGUUAAAGUGAGCGGAGAAAAUCCACCACAACCUAUUGAUAGUUUUGAAACUGCAAACUUACGAAAGUAUGUGCUGGACAACAUAUUGCGAUCAGGUUACAAGAAACCAACACCCAUACAAAAACAUGCUAUACCUAUUAUCAUGGCUGGUCGUGAUCUAAUGGGCUGUGCACAAACUGGAUCUGGAAAAACUGCCGCAUUUCUGUUACCCAUAAUUAAUAUCCUUCUCCAAGAUUUAAGAGAUCUGGUUGUAAGCCCAAACGCUCAACCACAGGUUGUAAUUGUAGCACCUACGAGAGAAUUGACACUACAAAUAUUUAAUGAAGCGCGGAAAUUCUCCUAUGGUUCUAUAUUAAAGGUAGCAGUGGCAUAUGGUGGCACCGCUGUACGCCACCAAGGCGACAACAUCUCACGUGGCUGCCACAUACUAGUUGCGACGCCUGGGCGGCUGCACGACUUCGUCGACCGCAAACGUUUGUCCUUCGAAAGCGUCCGCUUUGUGGUGCUGGAUGAGGCGGACCGCAUGCUCGACAUGGGCUUCAUGCCCACAGUCGAAAAGAUGAUGGAUCAUCCAACUAUGGUGCCCAUUGGUGAACGUCAAACACUGAUGUUCUCUGCGACAUUUCCUGAAGACAUCCAACACUUGGCUGGUCGCUUUCUGAACAACUAUCUCUUCAUCGCGGUCGGCAUCGUUGGCGGGGCCAGCACCGACGUUGAGCAAAUAUUCCAUCAAGUCAGCAAAUAUGAAAAACAGACCAUGCUUAAAAAGCUUAUUGACGAAAACGACGGUAAGCGCGUUCUUGUCUUUGUGGAGACCAAACGCAACGCUGACUUCAUCGCCGCAAUGUUGUCGGAACAGCAGAUGCUGACUUCGUCAAUUCACGGUGACCGCAUGCAAAAGGAGCGCGAAGAAGCUCUGCACAAUUUUAAGAGCGGACGACAUUUUAUACUCGUGGCGACAGCUGUUGCUGCACGUGGCUUGGAUAUAAAAAACGUGGACAUUGUUGUCAACUACGACCUGCCGAAAAGUAUAGACGAGUACGUGCACAGAAUCGGCCGUACGGGACGUGUCGGCAACAGGGGCAAAGCAGUGUCAUUUUACGACGCCGAUCAGGAUGCAGCGCUGACGGCAGACUUGGGGAAAAUUUUACGCCAAGCUGAUCAACCCGUGCCGGACUUCUUGCAGGGCGGCGGUACCGCCACCUACAAGGGCAAUAAAUACGGUGGCAGCGAUGUUCGAAACUUCAAUAAUGCAAGCUCUAAUGUAACUCAAGGGCAAGAGCCUGAAGAAGAGUGG